AUGGUGGUGGUGGGGUGUACCGUGUGUUUGCUAUCACUUACGAGGAGUGGUAAAAUACUUGAGGGUGGUAACAAGAAUGUGGUUGAUCUUGAGCCGAUAGAUGAAGAGGAAGAGGUGCAACCGAAGCACCCAUUAUUGUUGAUGAGAAUUCUACCGACAAGAAGGUUCUUUGAUAUUCCUAGAGAUUGUGAAGGAAGGCGUCACAGCAACGACGUAAAAAGGGCUCUCCGUCCUUUGACUCAGCUUUUCAAGUCUAAACCUCCCUUUCCUCAGAGGUUAAUAAAGAAAAAGGAAGAUGCUAAGUUCCACAAGUUUUAUGAUCAGUUGAAGCAGUUAUCUCUGAAUUUUCCCUUAUUGGAAGCUGUCAAGGAGAUGCUCGAUUUUGCUAAAUAUUUGAAGGACCUGCUGACCAAGAAGAAAAUGGUUCAACAUGAAACCGUGAGUUUGACUCACACUGUGAGUUUCAUCAUCUCAACUACUACUGUUAAGAAAAAAGGCGAUCUUGAGGCGUUCACCAUUCCUUAUUCUGUUGGGCACCAUGAUUUUGCUUGUGCUUUGUGUGAUAAUAGGGUGAGUAUUAAUUUGAUGCCCCUUGCUAUAUACAAACAAUCAGGUUUGGGGAUGCCAAGGCCAACUACUAUGAGGUUGCAGAUGGCUGAUAGGUCUAUCAAAAAGCCUGUUGGUGUGGUUAAUGAUGUGCUUGUGCGGGUUGGUGAAUUUAUGUUACCUGCUAAUUUUGUGAUUCUUGAUUGUGCUGUUGUUCGGGACAUUCCUAUAAUUUUGGGCAGACCUUUCCUUGCUACAGAGAAAACUCUGAUGGAUUCGGAGAAAAAUGAAAUCAAGUUCCGAGUCAACGAUGAAGAAGUUACUUUUCAGGCUAGCAAUGGGAUGAAGUUACCAAGUGCUUACGAGAGUAUUUCGAUGGAAGAAGAAAGUGCAGGUAAAGCUCUAGCUGGUAUUCUUGUGAACAUUGAUGCUGAGGACAUGGAAGGUUAUGUAGAGACAGUUAAUUCACUUGUUGGAAUUACUCCUCCAAGAAAGCCUUCGAUCAUUGAGCCGCCUAAGUUGGAGCUUAAGCAGCUCCCAUCACAUCUGAAGUAUGAGUUCCUUGGUCCGAACAAUACAUUACUAGUGAUUGUUUCAGCCCUACUAACUGAGGAGCAGAUUUCACUGCUUUUGAAGGUAUUGCGUGAAUACAGGCGUGCUAUUGGUUGGACCAUAGCAGAUAUUUGA
Lycium ferocissimum is the source of this 1233-nucleotide messenger RNA. RefSeq lists its product as uncharacterized. The transcript is spliced from 3 exons. The coding region runs from base 1 to 1233 and encodes 410 amino acids. NCBI's taxonomy places the organism in Eukaryota, Viridiplantae, Streptophyta, Magnoliopsida, Solanales, Solanaceae. The record is from RefSeq and is a predicted model, not a curated record.